Molecule: messenger RNA, 3793 nt
Organism: Nematostella vectensis (starlet sea anemone)
Lineage: Eukaryota; Metazoa; Cnidaria; Anthozoa; Actiniaria; Edwardsiidae
Product: von Willebrand factor D and EGF domain-containing protein
Exons: 17
Coding region: 15-3509 (1164 amino acids)
Cellular component (GO): extracellular region
Molecular function (GO): calcium ion binding; chitin binding
Source: RefSeq, a predicted model, not a curated record
GAUACAUUUGCACUAUGGCGCCGUACUGUGAAUUCUGUUUGCUCCUCAUUUUCGGAAUCUUUCUCAACUCCGUUCUGGCAGCAGAUCCUUGUGCGAAUUACAAAACAAUUGAUGACCCCUAUCGCAGCGUCAAGUAUACGUUUGAUUUUAAAAGAGCAGCUCUUUGCGAUUGGAAUCUUGUUACUGACUGGUAUCGCUUCACGAGUUAUGUCGGAGGCACGAUUCCGACCACAAAACCCGAGCCGUACAUGUGUGGAACCGUGGCGCCCAUUUGGAUGAACGGGACACUUCCCACGACGGUGGGGGAUAAAGUAGAUGUGACGGCCUGUGUCAAUUACGAUAACAAGGACAACGGCUGCUACAUAAAGAUCCCUAUAUCUGUACAGAAGUGUAACGAACCCAAGGGUGAUUUCUAUGUCUACUUCCUCAGGCCACCAUAUGGUUGCGCUUUAUCGUACUGUGCAGGUGAUAAAAUGCCUACGCCAAACGGAUAUUUGGAUUUCCCGUAUUCUCUUCUCCCCAUGCCAAGUAUAACGUAUCAAAAACCAGCACAAGUUAAUAUCACCAUGCUCUGCCAGUUUGAGUUUCAACCUUGGACAAACGUUUCGUUUCAAGUCGAGUGGUUUGUAAAUGGGGUAAAUGUUACUAGAGACACGCCUUCCAGAAAUGGUAGUAUCUGGUUCAGCCCGCUACAGCACGGCAAAUAUUUUGUUGGAAAUAGACUUCAUUGCCGACUCCGUGCGAGGUACACGACACAUGCAAGCAACAAAUGGACAUCGUGGAAAGAAAGUGAAUCGUUUUACGUUGGGGUAGAGGUCUCUCCAAGCCAUGUACAAGUGAAGGAGUGUGAUACACAUCCCAACGUAACCGUCACCUUCCGCCUAACAGUUCCAGUUGUACCAUGCCCUGCUUACGGUCAAUCCAAUUUUUCAGCUAUUGUAUACGUGCCCGAAAAGUUUAAAGACAGCCUAGCAGAAACUAUAGUGGACAAGUGUUUGCUUAAACUAGAAUACAAUAGAACGGAGACACUGCAGAUCAAGGCAGUCUGUGACAGAUUAGAUGACGGCACAAAUAUACUCGAUUAUCACUUCAAACAAUCUGUGAUGACCCACCCAUUUUGGAAAGAUUACAGUUUGCCUUCUUUAAGGGUUACCGUUAACGACACAUCGAUUGCCAUGUGCAGAUCAAGUGGAGACCCUCACUACAAGACUUUCGAUAACUUGGGAAGGACUUAUGAUUAUUUUGGGACGGGCGAUUAUGUGCUUUACCGUAACAAAGAACGUGGAUUUGAAGUUCACACUCGUCUAUGGCUUUGUGCUCACAAUCACGGUCGAGAUAUAACAUGUAAUUGUGGCGUAGCAAUUCGUGAAGGAAACGAUGUCAUUGUCUUCUCUACUUGUAACGACGAACUUAUUUACAACCAACCGACUAAGCUGAUAUCGAAGAUCCGAAGUAAAGGGAAUCUAGCACCAGGAACCCACAUCUACAAAAACAACACAGGGAGUCAAACAAAAUACACUGUAAUCUUACCUUCUGGGACACGUAUUAUAGUCGAGAGACGUGGUUGGAGUGUAUUAGAUGUAUUUCUUUAUGCUCCUCAAAGCGACCGAAACACCACGGAAGGUCUUUGUGGUAAUUUCAACAAUGACCAAGACGAUGAAUUCAAACACGGAGGAGAUGGAAAAGAACACAGCGACGCAGACUCCUUUGCUAGGAGUUGGAGAAUAAAGCGAGAGGAAAGCUACUUCGUUGCCCUUCCGCCUCAUGAACCGCAAGUUUACAAGGGGGAGUUUUGUCACUGUGAAUUUGAUAAAAUAUUUAAAAGCAACACAUGCAAGAACACGUCAACCAUUCAUACACGACGUCUCCGCAGCCUUGGAAAGAAUAUAAAUUUAGAAUUGAAUCGUAUAAAGCGCUCAGUUGAAGACUCAGUGUACAGCGAUGAUAUCAUCGAUCACGAGGAAAGGGGCUUUUUUGUGGAUCAGAAAGACCUGGAAUAUACUCAGAUUCGUAUUCGCAGCAGAAGGAGCAUAGGAAAGGAACCUAUUUCCAAAGAGAACGCCACAAAGAUCUGCAAGUCGUUUAUUGAAGACUCUGUGACUGGAAAAGUGUGCAAGAGAGUUUCAGGGAUAGAAUUUUCAUCAUUUAUAAAGGACUGCGUAUUUGACCUUCAGGUCACUGGAGACAAAGCGUUUGCUGGUUCGGCGUUUUCCGCCAUGCAAGAACAAUGCGAAGAUUCCGUUUUGAGAAAUGUAUCCAUGUACAAGAGAGGCCGCGAUGGAAUGUUGCAGCCAGCAAAAGAAAUAGUAGAUAAAUUGUGCCCUGACGACUGCAAUGGUCAUGGCAAAUGCCGUGAGAGGAUAUGCACCUGUGACGAGGGAUAUACCGGAGCCGACUGCUCUUUGCUCAAGAACGCGGUACCAGAACUUCUUGGCAUCUAUGAUGGUGGUCUGUGUGACAUUAGAAAACGACCUUGUAAGAAAACGGACAUUUUGGGAGAAGGAUUCAUCGAUUCAGAAAAUCUCACUUGUCAUUCAACUGAAUUCAAGGUUUUUGGAGAUAAUUGGGCGCCAAGUACCACAUCCAACAUUUUACCGGGAGAGUUGAAUGAGGUAUCUAGUGUGAAAUGCGAUCUUCCCGACCCUCCUACUAAACUGAAUGACUACGACAACCCGGGCACGCCUGCUGGGGGUCUGUUCAUCAAGAUCUCCAACAACAAGAUUGAUACGAGUGCUCGCGCGAUGAGAUUUGUCUCGUAUGACUCGCUCUGCCUCAAGUGUGAAAACACAAGGACAUGCGUACUCAAGGAAGAUUCGUGCAUCAUAAACGGACACUGUUUUGCACUAAAUGAUGCUAACCCAAGGAAUUGGUGUCAACAAUGUUUGCCAUCGAAAACACAGUUUGCUUGGAGCCCACAUAAGGACAAUCACCCACCAAAGUUUACGACACCAUCUACACGUUACGCCCUUGUGGGAGAGGAGCUCCCUCUGCAAAUACAGGCGAUAGACACAGACGGCCGCCCCGUCACGUACUCCCUCGCUAGCACUAACGCCCAAGGGUACACCUUCACCGCGAGUGGCCUACUCAAAUACACGAUGCCUUCAACGGAAAGUAAAACCUUUACUGUGGUUGCUAUCGACGAGUGCGGUGCUAAAGAUACCAUGACCAUCACACUUAAGGCAUUGACGUGUCCUUGUAUAAACGGCGGGGUAUGCCAUCCCCACCCAUACCACCCACGGGGAUCUGGUCGGUAUACAUGCACCUGCCCGGAGGGUUUUACCGGAAACCUCUGCGAGACUAGUCUCUCUAACGGGAGUUUUGAUGAAAACUUCUGCAAGGAUAAGCCGCAUGGCCACUAUCCCCACCCAACAGACUGCACCAAGUUCUACCAAUGUGACGCCUUCCACAGGGCGUUCCUUCAUAACUGUCCUGCUGGGCUAAAAUGGAACGUCAAGGCGAACGCGUGUGACUGGCCACGAAACGUGGACUGUAAUAACCAUCGCACUUAACCAAAGACGCCACCAAAACCGGCAUCCAAACCGCUGGAUGUGCGCAGGCUAGCUUAGGCAAUACAUUCCAAGCCUUUGGUAUUAAUAAUAAUAAUUAUUGGGAUUAAAAAUAAUAUCUAUCUGCACCAGGUGUUUUAAAAUGAUAGCCAAGGUGUGUAGACAUAAUAAUAAUUCAAGUUGUGUAAUAGUCAAAUGAAAACUUGGAAGCUUAAUAUUUUGUAUCCCCUUCAGCAUUUGUAAAGCUACUAUAAGCGCAAUAAAAACACCCAAAAUGCUCAGGAAAA